CCCGGGCACCCAUCUCACCCCGGGCUUGCUGAGCCUCUCUCUAAAUGGAACCCCCUGCUUUCUUCUCUCCCAGAACUCCCCCCUCCAGCUGCCCAUUCAGUCUCCACAUGGACCCAGCCCUGAGACCCGGCCAUUGGAUGCUCCCUGCCCCAGCCCCCAGCGCACUGGGUUCACCCGUGGCCUUCAAACAGCGCCAGCCUGGCUUCCCACAGCACGUGCCCCCCGUGCCCAGUGCCACCCGCCAGCUCCCGCUUCCCCAGCCCACCUCUGCUCAGCACCCCGUCGUCCCGGCCUCCUGAAAACUCCCAUGGGUGCCAAACACCCAAUCACUGGACCCUUGAAAAUCUCAGCCACCCCGUAUUAGCCCCAGGUCCCCCUCAACCCCGACCUCCCUCCUGGACCUGGCCGUCCCUCCCCUGGGCCUGGCCUCUCUCACUCUGAGGAGCACCCCUGCCCCUCCUGGACCUGGGAGCCAACACCGGGGCUGGGGUCUCUCCUGUCGCAGGUCUCGCGGCUUCCUGGACGUGGGCUCCUGCUGCUGGCCCCAGGGGCUGGGCCUGAGGCCGCCAUGCACCAGCACUACACCGUCCACUUCGCCAAGGGCACCCUGCACCCCCGGAGCCCUACCGAGAGCUACUUCUUGGACCCAGAGUUGGGGCACCAAAAAGAUAUCCUGACAGAGGAUGAUGUCUACUGCAGCUGCCUGGCCAAGACCCUCUGCCACGUGCCUGUGCCCGUGACCGUGGGUUUCUACGCCGCCUUUGGCUGCCGCCUGCACCUGAUGCUGGACAAGAUCACGGCGCUGAUGCAGCAGGACGCGAGGCAGCUGGAGGCCGAGCUGCUGCAGCGCGUGCAGUGGCGGCCGCGGUCCGUGCGCGGCUGGGGCUUCGUGCAGCUGCUGUGGUACCUGGUGUUCCUGCAGCCGAUCAUCUCCGAGGUGCACCUGCGGCGCAAGAACGUGAAGUUCCUCUUCAUCCGCUUCAGCGCCUGGCAGUACGAGGGCUCGGACAAGCUGUGGGCCGGCCUGGUGACCACGCUGUGUGAGGGCAUCCGCCACCACUACGGCGCGCUGCCCUUCAGCGUGUACUCGGUGAUGGGCAACAAGCCGGUCACGGCGCCGGGCUUCUGCCAGCGCGAAUGGCGCUGCCGGCGCCGCGUGUGCCUGGCGUUGGUGGCCGUGGUGGCGGCGCUGGGCCUCGGCGUGUCCCUGCUCUACCUGUCCCUGGGCGGCCACGCGCAGAGCCACAGUAGCGCGCACAGCAGCGUGAUGCGGGCGUUCGGCGGCGCGGCCACCACGCUUUCGGGCUCGGGCCUGCUCAUGGCCGUGUUCUCGGUGGGCAAGCACCUGUUCGUGAGCCAGCGCAAAAAGAUCGAGCGGCUCGUGUCGCAGGAGAAAUUCGGCAGCCAGCUCGGCUUCAUGUGCGAGGUGAAGAAGGAGGUGGAGCUGCUCACCGACUACCUGUGCUUCCUGGAGAUCUACCAGCGGCGCCGGCUGCGCGUCGUGCUCGAGAUCACCGGGCUGGACACGUGCUACUCUGAACACGUGGUGGGCGUGCUCAACGCCAUCAACACGCUGUUGUCUGACUGCCACGCGCCCUUCAUCUUCAUCCUGGUGGUGGACCCCAGCAUCCUGGCCGCGUGCCUCGAAAGCUCCGGCUCCAUGAAGGGCACGGCCGACAACGGCUACGUCUUCCUCAAUCGCACUGUCACGCUGCCCUUCUCCGUGCCCAUCAUGGGCCACCGCACGAAGCUGCAGUUCCUGCACGACGCCGUGCAGAGCCGCGACGACCUGUUGUACCGCGAGAUGACGCGCCAGCUGCGGCCACUGAGCCCGGGCGGUGACGAGGGCGCGCAGCUGCUGGCCCGGGACACGCAGGCGGGGGCCGAGCGCGCGCAGAGCCUCAUCGACGCAGAGGCGACGCGCCGCAUCCAGGAGGCGCUCUUCUGCCUGCACGACGAGCGCGACUGCCUCUACGAGUACGUGCCCGACAACCUGGUGUGCAUGCGGCGCAUCGUCAACACCGUGCCCAUCACCUUGCGCCUGCUGCAACAGCAGCAGCGGGACUUCGGGGGCCCCACGCCGCGCCAGGCCGUGGCCUGGGUCGUGCUCGCCAACCAGUGGCCCUGCCGCCUCAGCUGGGCGCUGCAAUGCCUGGAGGACCAGCAGCAGGCCGGGGGCGCGCACGAGGCCCGCGCGCGUCUCUGGGACGUGUUCCGCGACAACAGCAGCGAGCUGCACUCCCUGACCAAGGAGCUGCAUAACGUGCUGGACCUGGACGGCGACCCCGAGCUCUUCCAGCGCUUCCUGAGCGCCGACUUCCCCUUCACCGUGGCCGAGGCACAGAACCUGCUGCGCUGCACCGUCAACCUGGACCAUUCCAUCCGCCGCCGCAUGGGCCUUCUCCUGGCGGUCAAAGCGCUCAAGCCGCCCAGCCCGCCCAAGUCCCCAGCCGGCGACGCCCCCCACGCUGCUAAUGGAGCCAACCACACCCCUUCGGCGGCCUCCACCGCCCACGGAGCCAGCCAUGGAGCCAGCCACGACCCCCGGGCUGCCCGCGCUGUCACCAGAGCCAACCAGGCCCGCGAGGUCCCCCACCCCCGAGACAUGAAGCAAAGGCAUAAGCCCAGACCCGUGGCUUGA
Myotis daubentonii (Daubenton's bat) is the source of this 2641-nucleotide messenger RNA. RefSeq names its product NTPase KAP family P-loop domain containing 1 (gene NKPD1). The transcript has 3 exons. The coding region runs from base 569 to 2641 and encodes 690 amino acids. Lineage: Eukaryota; Metazoa; Chordata; Mammalia; Chiroptera; Vespertilionidae. The record is from RefSeq and is a predicted model, not a curated record.